Molecule: messenger RNA, 2449 nt
Organism: Chlamydomonas reinhardtii
Lineage: Eukaryota; Viridiplantae; Chlorophyta; Chlorophyceae; Chlamydomonadales; Chlamydomonadaceae
Exons: 2
Coding region: 137-2065 (642 amino acids)
Source: RefSeq, a predicted model, not a curated record
GUCAUAGCGUACCAGCAAAUAGUGGGCUCGUCCUAAGGCUGCAGUGGGCGAUCAAGGUACCUCCAUGUUAACGCGCUCCCGCAGCUUGUCGCCAAACAUCCCGCAUAUGGCCAUGAGCGCAGAGCACAACGAUGCUAUGCCAAGUUUGGAUGACAUUAUCCGAAGCCUGGUUCCGGAGGCCGUGCCGGGCCUCUUUGCAGGCGGGCAACUGGAUAGCGCGGGGGGCUUCGCGGCCUGCCGCCUUGCCAGCCGGGCUCUGCGCGACGCGCACGACCCCUUAGUGCGCAGUAUGAGGCUGCGCAUUAAUGCAGCCGCGAUGUCAUUCUACCAGCAGCUUGGCCACUCGCCACUUGCGCGCUUUCCGUUCUGCGAGGAUCUCACCGUCGAGUUGAUCGACCACAGCGAGGCUUUGAAUUACACAACUCUCGUUCAUGUUGAUGACGAUGACCUGGACGAGCUGAUGCGGGAUCCAGGGCCGAAGCCAGGGCCAGAGCCGAGGCCGGAGCCGCACUGGGCGCCGGAGCCGGAGCCCACCUCCCUGGGGGAGCUGGUCGAGUUGGGUCUGGCGGGCUGCAGCGCCGCAGCGCUGUCCCGCAUACGGCGCCUCGCGCCGCGUCUACUGCUAGUGUCCACAGACUGUGAGGCGCCGGGUGAGGCCGUCGGCGUGCUACUGCGGCGCCUGCCGCGCGUUGAGGUCCUGGACCUGUCCGGCUGCUGGGGCGUCCUGGGCGGGGUGGCUGGCUCCUACGACGUGGAGCGGGAGCACCUGGAGCUGCUGUAUGGUGCGGUGGCGGAGGCGGCGGCUGGCAGCGUCAUGCACCUGGCCCUGCCCCGCCUGCGCUUCUGGAACGCGCUGGAGGGCGUGGGCGCGCUGGCGGGCUGCGCCUCCCUGCGCGUGCUGGAUGCCUGGGCGGGGCACGACUUCCGUGCUUGGCCUCGGCAGACGGAUGACUCUGUGCCGGAGCUGACGGAAGAGGUGGUGGUGGCGCUGUCGCGCCUGCAUCAGCUGCAGGAGCUCUACCUGGCCUGCCGCGACCCCACCAUCGGCGGGCAGCUGGUGGAGUGUGUGGUGAGCAGCCACCGCCCCCGCGGGCUGCGGCGGCUGGGGCUGGCGGGCUGGGUGAUGGGCGCCACCUUCACACCCUUCGAGCUCGACUUUGAGCCGACGGCCCGGGCCGGCGGCGGCAGCGGCCGCAACAGCGGCGCCGGGGCGGCUGCGGGGCGCGCCGUCAUCAUCAGCCGCAUAAGCACCGCCCUCACCCACGCGCCGGCCGACCACGGGCUGCACGGCUAUGGCAGCAUGCUGCCCAUGGCGGGCAUAUUGCGGGGCGUGCUCACGGCGGGUCAGCGCCUGCCGCUGCUGCGCCUACACACGCUGACGGGGCAGCCCUCUAAGCCGCUGGCGGCGCUGGCGGACCGCAGCGACGCCGUUGAGCUGUGCCGGCUGGACGGGCGCUCCAUGCCGGCAGCCCAGCUGAAGGCGGUGGUGAGGAGCCUGGGGCUGCCGCAGCGCCUGACGCUGUGGCACGGCGCCUGGCGGCCCGCUGCGGCUGCGGAGGCGGAGGUGGGGCCGCCGGCGGCGCCGCCGCUGCUGCCGGUGGGAGUUCUGGAGGGAGCAGCAGCUGGUGGUGCGGGGGCAGGCGAGAUGGGUGCUGGGCUGCUGCUGCCGCAGCUGGAGGCGGCAAGUGCGAGGCAGGUGCUGGACGCGGCCAUGACGCUCGCUGGUGGUGGCCGCGGCGGUGGAAGGGGUUCAGUGGCGGUGGCGGCGUCAGAGGCGGUGGCGGACGAGGUGUUGAAGGCCGCUGUGCAAAUGGUGUUGUUCCGGCUGUGGCGGGAGGCGUGGGCUGCAGGUGCCGCCGGUAGUGGUGGUGCCGCUGCAGCGCCCCAGCAGCAGCCGCAGACGCGGCAGGGCCCCCUGCACCCACAGGCCAGCCGCGUGAGUCCAGAGCUGCCGGAUAGGCUGACGCGGCUGCAGCAGCUCGAUGCGGAGGUGGCGGAGCUGCGGGGGGCGGAGCAAGUGCGGCGGGCGGGCGGCGCUGCUGGGGGAGCAGUCGGCGGGCAGUAGGCGUGCAGUAGGCGUGCAGUGAUGAGGCCCGGCGGCACUGGAACCAAUUUGGCGGGAACCAAUUCAUCGAAGGCUGUGCCUGGCCAGUAAAGGUCGGAAACUACCGCCGUCGCCUGUCAAUUGGAUCAAUUCGGUCAAUUUGGUCCCCGGGCGGAGGCUAGGGAAUGUACAGUACACUGAGAGGACUAGUGGACAACUGGCCUGCCUGGUGGUGCCUGUUAAAACCGCCCCCAGCUAUGCCAAGGAGAUGAGGCGAGUCCGGAAGAUCUUCGCCCUGAAACCUUGUACCGUAGUCAGUACUGUUGUAGUGUGGGCGUGAGCCAUAUUCCUUGGAUUUAUCGGCAACCUGAGCAGGGGGGGGGGUACGAUUGUACGAACUAAACC